UGAAAAUCUUCCAUAAUCGCCGUUGUCAUGGAUGGAUACACACCGCGAGAGGUUGGCGAGUGGAUAGCCAGCCAUGGCUUCCCGCAGUAUAAGGCGUGCUUUGAAGACAACUUCAUUGAUGGCGUGAAGCUUCGCAGUGUGGACGCGUCGGUACUGCCUACAAUUGGCAUUCGCGACUUCCAGCAUGUGCGGGCAAUUGCGGGGCUGAUUCGCCAGGCAUAUGGGCUGCCCAAACCCAAUGCAAAGCAGAGCAUCGCAGAUGCACCUUUCACCACUCACUAGCUCCCUCGCGCAUCAGCUGCCCGUGUUACUUUCCCACCAAACCAUGCUGGCCCUGCGCAAGGCGCCACAUUCACCACAGUCGCGUCAUUCCACAAGUCCACAUGACCUGUGUCGUCAUCAUCGCAUAAACGAACCCCAGUGUCACCAAACCACA
Messenger RNA from Salpingoeca rosetta, 436 nucleotides. RefSeq lists its product as uncharacterized. The coding region runs from base 28 to 282 and encodes 84 amino acids. The transcript is spliced from 4 exons. The record is from RefSeq and is a predicted model, not a curated record. Lineage: Eukaryota; Choanoflagellata; Craspedida; Salpingoecidae. Gene Ontology annotation, molecular function: protein binding.